Molecule: messenger RNA, 1077 nt
Organism: Knipowitschia caucasica
Lineage: Eukaryota; Metazoa; Chordata; Actinopteri; Gobiiformes; Gobiidae
Source: the annotation of a GenBank genome assembly
AUGGAUGAGAAUACCACACUGCAGAAGCGGGCCCUAAAGCCAACUCUUCGGGCCAUGGAGGACUCACUUCAGAUUCAGAGGAAAAUCAAUAACAGAAGAGCUUCCGUGGAACGCCUAAAGGCUGAACUGGAAGAGGCCGCGCUCUCGGCGCAGGCAGCGGUGUUAAAGGAGAGACAGGAGAUUGAGUUCCAGGAGAUGCGUAAACGGGCUGACAAAGAGGACUUGGAGCUAAAGCUUGCAUUGGCCACUACCCAAGCUAAACUGAGGGUUUUGGACAUGCAUGAUGGGUCUGUAGUCGCCGCACCCCAGUCCCCGCAGCCUGUGGUCGCCGCACCUCAGUCCCCGCAGCCUGUGGUCGCCGCACCUCAGUCCCCGCAGCCUGUGGUCGCCGCACCUCAGUCCCCGCAGCCUGUGGUCGCCGCACCUCAGUCCCCACAGCCUGUGGUCGCCGCACCUCAGUCCCCACAGCCUGUGGUCGCCGCACCUCAGUCCCCGCACCUUGUGGUCGCCGCACCUCAGUCCCCGCAGCCUGUGGUCGCCGCACCUCAGUCCCCGCAGCCUGACGCCGCUCCCCAGUUCCGGCCUUCUGUCGCCGCUCCCCAGUUCCGGCCUCCCGACGCCGCACCCCAGUUCCGGCCUCCCGACGCCGCACCCCAGUUCCGGCCUCCCGACGCCGCACCCCAGUUCCGGCCUCCCGACGCCGCACCCCAGUUCCGGCCUCCCGACGCCGCACCCCAGUUCCGGCCUCCCGACGCCGCACCCCAGUUCCGGCCUCCCGACGCCGCACCCCAGUUCCGGCCUCCCGACGCCGCUCCCCAGUUCCGGCCUUCCGACGCCGCCCCCCAGCUCCGGCCUUCCGACGCCGCCCCCCAGCUCCGGCCUUCCGACGCCGCUCCACAUUCCCGGCCUUCCGUCACCCCAAGUACACACCAGCUCGCAGGACAGCGCUACAGUGACUCCAUAAGCCAGGGUUGCCCCGCUCAAGCUCACAACCAUACCGCGGUUGGAGCUCACUGCAGCAACCAUGGCAGUCCGCAUAGACAGACUUUUGCAGAAGGAUUCUGUGUUCUGGUCUGA